AUGGUGCAUGUCGCCCGUUCUCCAGUAGUGGAUGAGGUUAUUCGUUUUUUUCCGAAAAUGUUGGAUGACGGCCGCCUUCCUCAUCGUCCCCAAUUAGAACUUAGUUUCGCACCUCCAGAAUACGAAAACGUUCUUUUAACUACGCUAUCAACGGGUACACUCAAGUUUCCUGGAGAAGAAAAUGCCUACACCUUCACUGCUUCUAAUCUUAGAGAUUGUGGAAAGAUUGGUAGCGGAAAUUUUGGAUCAGUCUACAAAAUGAUCCACAAUGAAAGUGGAAAGGAAAUGGCCGUAAAGAGGAUUCGUUGUAAUAACAUUAACAAUCGUGAACAGGAAAAAAUUAUCCGUGAACAUGAUACAAUCAUGCGAUCGGAGCAAUGUCCUAAUAUAGUGAAAUUCUUCGGUGCUAUCUUACAUGAGGGUGACUGCUGGAUAUGCAUGGAAUUAAUGGAUAUUUCUCUGGAUAUACUCUAUAAACGAGUUUAUAAUCUUCACCACACGAGGUUUGGAGAGAAUGUGAUUGGUCACAUUGCAGUUUCAGUGAUUGAUGCUCUAGAUUAUUUGAAAUGUCAUCUGGAAAUUAUUCAUAGAGAUGUGAAACCAUCAAAUAUUCUUGUAAAUAGAUGCGGAAUGGUGAAGCUAUGCGAUUUUGGAAUAAGUGGUCAGCUGAUCGACUCAUUAGCCAAAACCCACGACGCUGGAUGUCAGCCAUACCUAGCGCCUGAACGCUUAUCCCAUUAUGGGAAGAAAUAUGACAUCCGGUCUGACAUAUGGUCACUUGGAAUCACUUUGUACGAGAUUGCUACUGGCGAAUUCCCAUAUCCUCCGUGGAAUUCGGUGUUUGACCAGCUCAGCGCUGUUGUACAAGGUGAUCCACCUAUGUUGGACAUGAAUGGACAGUUUUCUCGGAGUUUCGUCACCUUUGUUAGCAAAUGUUUAACAAAAGAUUGCAAAGAGCGUCCAAAAUAUCAAGCAUUGAAAAAGGAAGAAUUUUACCAAAUGCACGCAGUCCCUGGUCCUCUUAUUGAUACUGCACGUGAUUUCCUCAAAUAUUACACGUUAGAUUACCUUGAGAGUUUCGAAAAUAGUGUGAUGUAA
Messenger RNA from Necator americanus (New World hookworm), 1098 nucleotides. RefSeq lists its product as uncharacterized. The coding region runs from base 1 to 1098 and encodes 365 amino acids. Gene Ontology annotation, molecular function: ATP binding; JUN kinase kinase activity. Gene Ontology annotation, biological process: protein phosphorylation; MAPK cascade. NCBI's taxonomy places the organism in Eukaryota, Metazoa, Nematoda, Chromadorea, Rhabditida, Ancylostomatidae. The transcript has 11 exons. The record is from RefSeq and is a predicted model, not a curated record.